Messenger RNA from Malus domestica (apple), 561 nucleotides. RefSeq names its product glycine-rich protein A3-like. NCBI's taxonomy places the organism in Eukaryota, Viridiplantae, Streptophyta, Magnoliopsida, Rosales, Rosaceae. The record is from RefSeq and is a predicted model, not a curated record.
AUGGGAGGGGGUACAGCCAACAACGAUGAGUCUACCGAUCACAGAGGGCUGUUUUCAAAUAUUGCUGGAUUUGCUGCUGGACACAUGGCACGGCCUGGAUCACACCAUGGAUAUCCCCCAGAUGGAUAUCCUCCCCAACAUGGGUACCCUGCUCAAGGUGGAUAUCCUCCCCAAGGUGGGUACCCUCCUCAAGGUGGUUACCCUCCUUCCGUUGGCUACCCUCCAUCUGGGUAUCUUCGCGGACCUCCCCCCGCUGGAUAUCCACAAACGGCCUAUCCCUCCCCUAGUGGAUAUCCACCAGCCGGUUAUCCAGGUCAUGGAUCACCAGGUAUGGGAAUGGGGGCCAUGUUAGCUGGGGGUGCUGCUGCCGCAGCUGCUGGCUACGGAGUUCACCAUCUUGUGCAUGGGAGCCACCACGGUGGAAGACAUGGUCACGGCGGCUAUGGGGGCUUUGGUCAUGGAAAUUUCAAACAUGGGAAACACGGAAAAUUUAAGCUCGGUAAAUUUGGCAAGCUUGGAAGUUCAAGAAAUGGAAGUAAGAGUUCAUCUAUUGGAUGGUGA